UUGGUUUAGCAUCAUCUAAAACCUUUAAAUCCAAACUUUUAGAGCAUGUGGUUGAGCCAUUGAAAAGUUAGUUCGAUUGCAUCUGUCGGGGGAGGGGGUAAGAGCUCUAGUUGAGGAAAACCAUAAAAAAUCCUGCAUAGAAAGUUAAGAUUCUUUUAGAUAACAAUAAUUUAAUGAAAUUUUUCGUGUAAUAUACCAAAAGAUACAGCUUCGGACGCUGAACGAAAAUCAUCUUUUAAUAUGUUAGGUUUUCAUGGACUAAUCGAGAGUUAUCUAUGAAAUAUUAUCUGACUCACUAUUUUCGACUGGAAAAAUGAGUCGGUUUUUGUGCAAUAUACUAUAUUGUACCAAGUCCCAUGUAGUCAUUUUACGAGAUAUCACGCUGAAUCUUUUACAUAUUGUACAACUCUUUCUUCUCUAAAGAACGGUUAUAAAAAAAUUUAACAAUUUCAAACAAUGUCCAAAAAUGGCUUACAAUGUUGAUCAACUAGACAGUGUCUAUGAGGAAAAAUUAUUAUAAAUAUUUUUCUGGAAAAAAAACAAAAGUUAAAGAAGACUAUGACGUAUCUAAAGUAUUUUUUACACAAGUACAAUAUAUUUUAAUGGACACAUAGUCUCUAUAAACUGUUGAGCUGUUAUUUAUUUUAAUUUAUGAAGGUAAAAUGGGUUAGCGUUAGCUAGUCUUAAAUAAGCAUCAUGUUAUUCAAAAGAGCUGAAAACACUUUACAAAUUGAUUAAUGUUCAUUUAUACUUUCUCGGAAGUUUAGGCAUUAUUCAAAUUAUUGUACACUUACUUCAUACAAGACUCAGAAUUGUUGGUCACGUUUAAGGAAAACCUUAUCCUUAUUUCUCCUCUUCGGUACGUUGAGUCCAUCCUGCUUGAAGAGGAGAGACAUUAUUCGAAAAAUCGAUGUCCAUUUCUGGUUCUGUUUUAUAUUUUAUUUGCUUCUCUUUAAUCUUAGAGAGGCAGUUGUAGCUGACCAAUUCAUCAAAAGAUAUGGUGCAAGUGUCAUUUUAGCAUUCAUAAUAAAGCUUUCUAGCACUCUGAUCUCUUGUGGAUUGAUACCAAUGUCUUGAAAAUCGUGGUCUAAUGUUCCAAAUUCUGAGUCAAUUUCUUCAUUCUCAGUAUCAUUAAUAGAUAGUAUUUUUGAUAAAUUUCUCUUCGAUGAUGAUUUUACUACUUGACAAAUUUUGAGUGUUAAUCUCGUAUUGUUAGCGUUUUAGUUGACAGAAAAAUGAGCAAACUUGAUUUUUAUUUUAAACUUCGAUAAUUGAAAUGUAAAACUUUGCGUUUUCUGUCAAGGUCUCCACAUUUAACACAAUCUGUUUGGAUUUUUCAUGUUUCAAACUGGGAAUGCCUUCAUCAAAACUUUUUUUGGAGGUAUCCACUCUGUUUGUCUGAAAAAUGUGUGUUUGAUUUACGUGUGGGCAAAGCUCACACCUCACACUCAUACUCACAUCUAAACCUCGUACGAACCGAUGUGCUUUUUAUUCUAAAUUGACAACACAUUCUUGCUGUUUAAAUUGUUGCAAAACAAAUCGUUUUACAAUAUUCAAGACAUUUGUAAUGAAACUUGACAAGGCAUUCACUGCCGACGGCUAUUAUGAUCGAACCAAGGCUAUCUAUCGACAUAUCGGGGCUGUACAUUUUCACUAAAGAGAUUUAUAUUCAAAUGGGUGUGGGUGUAAGUGACUGCAGAUGGGCUUGAUAGGAGGGCAUUAAACGCAAACAUAUAUACGCUCAUAUCCAAAUUUCUACAUCCAUACUUAAAUUUUCUUGCCUACGCAUCAAUAUCCACACCCACACCCUACCAUCAAGCCAUUUUUUCUCUUUCAUUUCAAUUCUUUUCUUAUCGUAACCACACAUAAUGAAAAAUUAUUUAUCUGCUUAGACAACAAUUCAAGUGUACUUUAAUAUUAAUAAUUUUAGUUACUCAUAUAAAAGCAUGUUUAUGUGAUUUUUUUUCAAUUUUAUUCUUCAAGUAGCUCAUCGUAAUAUAAUAAUUGAUGGUAAUUUUUAUGAUUUGUUAAAUAUUCUAUCUUACAGUGAUUCAAGAAAUAACAUAAAUGAUACAGUUUAUCAAGUAAGUCCAUGUUUUCCUUCAUUAAAAAUUACAGAUUGCCAUGAUGCACACACUAAAAUACUAACUGACAUGCCAAAACAUACAUAUAAUUCAAAUGUAAAUAUAAUUGAAUUUAAAAUAGUCCACGAUGAUUCAUUGUUAUAUGUAUAUUAUCGUGUGGUUGAUAAUGGAGUCAUUGGUAAGACUUCAGUUGGACCGGAUAAAAUUAAUCGAAGUGAUCCAUCACAACCAUCACUAGCUGGAAGGUUUUAUAUAAUAACAACUGUUAAUCUUGAUAUGAAUGAUACAACAGGUUUUUCGUUACAUGAAGAUGGUUAUUAA
Molecule: messenger RNA, 2405 nt
Organism: Rotaria sp. Silwood1
Lineage: Eukaryota; Metazoa; Rotifera; Eurotatoria; Philodinida; Philodinidae
Source: the annotation of a GenBank genome assembly